AUGCUGGCAAUACGCAGCGGCACAGCAUUGGGUGGAUGCGCAACGAAGGUUUUGUCCUCGCACAGAGGACACCAUGCUGUGAGGAGUUGUCGGGCAUGGGGUGCCAGUUUGCACAGGUUUGCGACUGCGAAUGAGCCGCCAACACCUCCGGACCAAGAUGCCCAACGCUGGGCCACCUUCUGCUGUGUGUGGAACGAGGUCGGACGGGGACAUGGCUUAUCACAACAGCUAGCAGAGCUAGUCGGGAGUUUCGUCGUCGUAGGGUCGGACAAGGUCCGGAAAGCUGCGAGCUUGUGA
This is a messenger RNA of Symbiodinium natans, 297 nucleotides long. The record is from the annotation of a GenBank genome assembly. NCBI's taxonomy places the organism in Eukaryota, Dinophyceae, Suessiales, Symbiodiniaceae.